Bolinopsis microptera is the source of this 5401-nucleotide messenger RNA. RefSeq lists its product as uncharacterized. The transcript has 11 exons. Gene Ontology annotation, cellular component: nucleus. Gene Ontology annotation, biological process: regulation of transcription by RNA polymerase II. The coding region runs from base 36 to 5102 and encodes 1688 amino acids. The record is from RefSeq and is a predicted model, not a curated record. Lineage: Eukaryota; Metazoa; Ctenophora; Tentaculata; Lobata; Bolinopsidae.
GCGGUACAGAUGAUAGGCGAGUAUUAGCAGUUGGUAUGGAGUACGGUGAAUCUGAAAAUAACAAACAGCUGAGCAAAGCAGAACCGCCAGACCUCCUCACCCAAUCCCUAACAAGUGUGUUUGGUAAAUCUGCUGCUGUAGUCUCACCAGUCACACCACAGGAAGAAGUGUAUGCGGUGCCGAUACAGAGGUACCCUGACUUUAAUGUGCCUGCAGCUCAGAACACACCUGUUCAAGGGCCUGUAACUGAGGUGUCACCUGGUGAUAGUGGUCACCAUGUGGUGUCACCUGGUGACAAAGGUAAAAACGUUCCGUCUCAAGGUAGCUCAAUUGGUGAUCUCAUAUCAGAGGCUUGGUCGUUGAGCUGUGAUAUGACCAGAGCAUGGCAGAAAGCUGACGACCACAAGGUUACAUCUCCUCCAUCAAAUCAGUCAACCAAUCGGCCAACCAAUCAGCCACCAGUUAGUGUUGAUAAAAAGCAAAACUCUGCUAAUCUUUCAGCAAGUGAUACUGAAGUGCAACCAAAAAAUCCGGAAAUUAUUCCUGUUCAAAAGGUGGAAAUUCCUGUUAAAGACUGUGUCAUAGUUGAUAUUGGAGAAGAAAACAUCACUUCUGUUCCAAAAGUACAAGAAAAGCCGAGUUGUGGUAAGGAAAGUGAACCUCAAAAAGAAUCUCAAUCCAUGCAGUUGAAAACAAGUGAAUCCAAGCCAAAAGAUUGUACAGAUGAACUGUUGCAUGAUAGUGAGGAUAUUGAGGUGUCUGGACAACAAGAUGCUGUAUCAGUGAGGAGUGCACCAGAUAUAGAGGUGGAUAAAGAUAAUGUGAUGCAGGUAACUUCCACAACUAUCAAAACUAAAGAUAGUGGCGAUGGGGUUACAGUGCAGCAACAACUAAAACCUGCUCCAUCCCCUGAGAAGGUUAAUCAAGGCGAUGAAAAGAAGUUAGAGCCUGGCAGUAAAUUUGGUCUGCCCAAAUCACCCGAGAUAAAAACGCCCGAAUCAAAACGUCAACGUGUCAAAUCUGGUAAUGACUCCUCAAACUCUACGACUCCUGCACGAUUAUCAGACAGUGCUGAACGACCGCAAAGAAAGCGCAAACUCCCAAUAAAGCUUACUGAUGAUGCGAUCAUUAAAGAUUCGCCAGAAACUAAUUUUAUCUUGAAGCAGCAUUCAAAAUCUCUGACCGCCCCAACACCUUCAUCAGCCGGACAAAAAUCCGCUGAAGAUGCUGAGGCAGAACGUUUGAAGCAGCAGAAAUUAAAACAAUUUCAACGAUUGUAUGUCAUGAGUCAGCGUGGUCUCGUUCCUGAUAAACCUACUGACAAGGUUGAGGAAAUUCCACCAGGCUCUAGCUCUCCUCCCCCUCCUCUCUCAACAGAAACAUCUCCCCCUAACAGAACCUUCUCUCUUAUGGAUAUUGGCAUAUCUCUUAACGCCAAGGGCGAAGUCACCCUAUCCAUGCCAGAUAAGAUCAAAAAAUUGGCUAAAUCUGGUGGUUCCAUUAACAUAAACUUUGAUGUGGAUUGUCUUGACAAGGACAAUUGUUUGAAGUUUAAGGUAACGGAAGAUAAGGAAGCUAUAACCACAGCCCUUGGGACCAGCGAGAGCCCCGAUAUACCCCACAUAGAAUCAGAAGCUUCCUCUGAACCUGAUAGAUCAGACUCCCCUAAAAUCAAGACCGAGACUAUGGAGAUGUGUGACCCAACUGCAGUUACUAAUAGAAUCAUCAACAACAAGCCAUCUCGUGAUUCGUCUGUUCAAGUGGAUCUGACUGUUACGAACAGUGAGGAGGAUUAUUUGAACGAGAAGCUGUUGAGAGCAAGUACAGCUACGGGCUUUGUGUCCUACCCUCGCUUCACUAACGUUUCUGGAUCUUCUCUUGCUACUGUUCACAAGGUUUUAAAGAACGUUAAAAAAGGUCUCAGUAUUGAUAAGUUGACAAAGAAGCCGACUUGGUUCUGUUCAUUGUGUUAUCUGACCGGAGAUUAUGGAGACAUGGGGCCACUAUUUGGUCCUUUUGAUAUCUAUGUACCACCUAAGAGUAGCUACAGAAACAAAAACAUGUCCGAUGGAGCGAAGAACCUGUUUGAAAAGUUGAGCAGUACGUUCAAUACGGAUUUGGCUUUCAGCGACGAGAACGAAAUUACCGUUGAGAGGGAAGAAGUGUGGCUACACGAAGAUUGCAUCUGUUGGUCACCGGGUGUCUAUAUGAUUGGCUUCGAUAUUUAUGGCCUAGAAGAAAUAUUCAAAGUUGCUCGAUUCACUGUAUGCAGUGAAUGUGGUGAGAUUGGAGCCAGCUUAGGCUGCUUCAAAGAGGGAUGCUCUAACCGGUAUCAUUACCGGUGUGCUAUAAAGGCUAAAUGUAAACUCAUCAAAACCACGUUUACUGUCUUGUGUCCUACACAUUCGCACGGGAUUGUUGACAACUGUCUGGCUGUGAAACCUCUGAUGAAAGUCAGGAACUAUCUAUCUCAAGAGGAAAUAAACGAGUCUGAAGAGCUACUGAGUCGAAGGCCAGGAGACGAUGCCCGAGAAUUCGCAGUCAAGAUCACAAAAACUCGGAUUAUCCGGUCAAGGAAGAACAAGACGACUAAAGAGAAGAGAAAAAGUGCACCUGGGCCUGCAGCGGUUAGAAAAAUAAUGAAAGAGUCGAGAAGAAGUGCGCCAAUUCCCACUAGAAGAGUUUUUGACGCUGAUGGUCAAGUUCUGUCCCGAAAGCGUGGUAGACCACGUAAACAUCCUAAAGUAGUGUCUGAUAAUGAUGAAGAGGAGGAGGCAGUGGAGAACGUUCCAGAUCAAGGAGAUGGAGAAGCAAAUGAAACCGGUAGAAAAACAUAUGAGUGUUUCGGAUGCGGCUACCUCUUCAUCAGAAACACGUCCAUCAGGAAGCACUUCAAAUCACGGCCCGGUUGCCGGCAACCCCACAUUCAGCGAUGUAUUGAUAACGAAAAUAUAUUGCCACCUGAAACUCUAAUCUGCUUUAGUUGCGGGCAUUUUGUGGAGGAAGGCAAGAUGAUGGGCCACUUGAGUAAUGUGCCCCAACAGUGCUGCAAGGACGAGCACAUCCGUGUAGUUAGGGAUGUUAAGGGUCUCGAUGUUAAGGAGUACUUUAAGGAGGACAAACGAAAAUUGCGUCCACGUCAGCGGGAAGAAAAGGCACCCAUUUCCGGGUACAAGUGCUUUGGUUGCUUCCACCCAUUUAACACUCGAAGAACUCUGCGUGAUCAUCUCAAAUCUCGCCCAGAGUGCCAUCGAACGAAUUUGGAACAUCUAAUCGCCAAUGACAACGACAUCCCUUCUGAAUUUAAAUUGUGCUACGGUUGUGGAAGUCUCAUUGUAAAGUCCACGGUUAUGGAACUCCAUUAUAGAAAACAGGAGUUUUAUGGAGACUGUAGACGAAGACACGAAGCAGUUAUGAGAGAAAAACGUGACAAAAUUCCUGACAAUGAUGAAGGCGAACCAAAGAAUGAGGUUAUGGCUGAAGAAUGGGUAGACGAUAGAAAGCACGAGAAACAAACAAAAUACAAAAACAUUCCAGCCGAAAACGAUAAUGAAGAAGAAAUUGUAGGGGGGUUUAAUCACGAGGUAAGCAACAAUGAAUUAAAGCUGUAUUGCCCGCAUAAAGACCACAAAUUUGCCAGUCCCCAAAACAUGAAUCGGCACAUCAUGAAUACUAAUAGUGAAGCUUGUUUAAGUCUUCAUAUUGAAGGUUUUCUUGAGUCCGGGGACCGAGUCCCGGCACCGUGGAUGGUUUGCCUGAACUGUGGGUGCUUUGUUAAGAAAAUCCAUGACCACGUCGAAAAGAGUGAUAGAGGCUGUACUGCUGAACACUUAACUGUUGGGGGAGGAGACCAAGAUGAAGAUGUUGAGAUGAAUGGGGAGGGUCAAGAGAGUGACGUAGCUGAAGAGGGGGAGAGAGAAGAGAACACAGCUGUGUGGAAGUUAUAUUGUAGUCAUAACGAUAAAGAAUAUCGUCUCAAGUCAAGUUUACAUAGACAUCUCCGCCAGAAUAUAGAUUGUGUUGAGACUCACAUCAACGGCUUCUUUACCUCCGGGGACAGAGCCCCAGAGGGGUGUGUAUUCUGUCUGAACUGUGGGUACUACGUCUUGGAAGACAAUAGGGAAAUGCAUUUUAAAAGGUUAGACAACACUUGCAAAUUCCAAGACUUUGUUGUUAGAGGAUCAAUUACUAGUUCAAAGAGAGAUAGAGGAGGAAGUGACAAUGCAAAUGGGGAAUCAGCUUCUGAUCAGGAAGACGUAGAAAUGGACGAUGUUGAGGUAGAAACUCCAAGUCAAGCCAGAGAUGAUGCGGAGGAGGAUAAAACGAAGAAUAAAGAUGAAGCGGAAGAAGUAACGGAGGUGAUUGUGAAGAACAAGGGAAAGAAAGUCAAGCCGGUAAAAGUUAAGGUUGAAAUGAUAGCGUCCGCUGAAGUAAUGACUGAGAACGCCUUCUCCUCACCCUCCACCUCAGCACCGCUGGGCCCCACCGUAACAACUCCCUCAAAACCCCAGGGAGAAGGUUACUUCAAGUGCAGCCAGUGUGAAACUAAGACUAAAGACAGGGCCUACCUUAAGAAACACUACCGGGUCCAUCAUUGUCCAGUAGGGUGUGGGGACUAUGAUCUGAUCUGCACAACCUGUGUUAAAGCUCUAAAACUAAUCGUAACAUUUCCUCGGGGGCUUGAAGGCUACGAUUACAGUGCUAAAGCGAACAACUCCAAAAUGGGAUUAAAAUGUCCAGAAUGCCCGACGAUAUCGCAGAAACACAACGCACACUACAUCAGGAGCCACUACCGGGAACAGCACUGUAAGAUCGGGUGUGCUCAGUACGAUCAGCUCUGUUUGGGUUGUGUGGCGGUGUUGGAGAAACUGACGGAGUGGCCCAAACCUCUGAUAGGUCACGACUACUCCACUGGACCCCCUCCUGUGGGGUUCCAGUGUCCCAAGUGCAGGAAGGGUAUUGAUAGACAGUACUUCAAGCGACACUACAGACACUUGCACUGCAAGGUGCAUUGUAUUGAGAAGGAUGUGGUUUGUAAGAAAUGUUUUGCUGUGUUUAAGAGAAUGAACAUGCUGACCAAGGCUGAUGGUCGAGGCGGGUGAGGUGACAGUGGCAGUUUCAAAAAAGAAAGAGAUACUAUCAUUUAUCUAGUUAAUGUUUGAUGUCUUUAAAUGCGAUCACCAAAAUUUUUCACACUGAACACUUUGAUAAGAAAUUGUGCGAACUACUUUCAUCGAGCCCUUGAACAACUUUUCCAUAUUUUUCUUUAUUUAUGCAAUUAUUUACGAGUCAAAACGGUUAUAAUGUUUUUACAGUUGUCAAUCAGCUUUUGUGAUGCAGGUCAUAUUUUAACAUAAUUUAUUAUAAUAAUUUUAUUAUUCUUAAUAAUGUUCGUUAGAUA